This is a messenger RNA of Fusarium coffeatum, 915 nucleotides long. RefSeq lists its product as uncharacterized. The transcript is spliced from 2 exons. The coding region runs from base 1 to 915 and encodes 304 amino acids. The record is from RefSeq and is a predicted model, not a curated record. NCBI's taxonomy places the organism in Eukaryota, Fungi, Ascomycota, Sordariomycetes, Hypocreales, Nectriaceae.
AUGCUUAUCCUCAUUGCUGGUAUAACUGGAAUGGUCGGGCAGCCGGUCGCCCAAACAGCCCUAGCCGAAGGCCACUCAGUCCGCGGUCUAAGCCGCAACCCCGACAAUCUCUCCACCGAAAUAUCCUCCAAACUCGAGUCUUUCGUCACUUGCCGCGACUAUUUCGAUACCGAGGCUUACGCAAAAGCCGCCAAGGGUGUCGAUGUCGUCAUUGCUGCUUUGCCAACUGUGCCAAGCAUUGUCGGCGCAGGCCAGCUAGCUCUGUUGUUAGAAGCAGAAAAAGCAGGUGUCAAGGUUUUCCACGCUGCGUCGUGGAAUUUUGACUGGACUAGGCUUAGCUUGGGUGAUCACGAGACGUACGAUGCUUACAUGUCAUUUAAGCGUCUCGCUGAGCUUUCAAGCGGAUUGAAGCCUAUCUUCGCGUUUUGUGGAACAAUUCUCGAAUACAUGUUCAUCAACUACAAGAAAGAUGGUCGUCGUGCUGCCAUUGAUGUUGAGAAUAAGAUGGCCAUGUACGCCGGUAGUGGCGAGGAGAAAAUGUCCCUGACCAGCGUCGACGAUCUUGCGAAGUAUACUCUUGCAGCCGUUACUGAUGAAGAGAUCAUUCAACGCGGUGUUUACUAUGUCGAAUCGUUCAGGUGCACGUUUCCUGAGUUGGCUGAUAUUUAUGGUAAGGUGCGGGGUAUGGAGAUACAGAAACAAUGCGUUGGUGGGCAAGCUGAGCUUGAAGGAAUGCUGGCUCAGGCGAGACAGUUUAUGGGUCCUUUGCAGGUUAAUCAGUAUGUUGAAUUGGCAUAUGGACUUGCAAUUUUGAAGGGCGUGGCUGUUUGCGAUCCGAGUGAUAAUAAGAGAUGGGAGGGAAAGAUUACGCCCAUCGGGUUUGAACAGUGGCUCAAUGAGCAUCCUGACGUUUAG